AUGAUUGCAGCCGCCGCGCGGCAGCUAGUUGCUGGCAACAAGUGGAUCACCAAAGAGGUCUUCGAUGGCAGACUGGAUCAGAUACGCAGUGAAUAUCUGAAAGAACUGCGACAGAUCCAGGCAAGGUUCGAGGACCAAUCCAGCUCGAAGGCCCUCCAGGGCGUUACCCCCGUGGUGACUGUUUCUUCCAAGCUACCCAAGAUGAUGCUUCAGCACAUACCCAACGAGGCGCCAGACCGACUUGGGACGGCUCCCGCUGGCGGGACACGGCCAAUUCCAGGAAUAGCGCUGCCGCUGAGUGCUCGGAGUGGCGGCUUGCGCCCCUCCACCGUGGACAGCAGGCCACGGAAAGGACGAGAUCGAUGA
This is a messenger RNA of Symbiodinium necroappetens, 366 nucleotides long. NCBI's taxonomy places the organism in Eukaryota, Dinophyceae, Suessiales, Symbiodiniaceae. The record is from the annotation of a GenBank genome assembly.